GCGAUGGGUCGGACAUGACUUCACCACUAACAACAAGAGUGGUAGCUUCUGAUUCUAUUACAAAUGUCGUGGAGCGAAGAGAAACUCACGCACACUUUCAACGGCAUCAGGUUUACGACAAGAUCCUCGCCGGAGCUUUUAAAUUCUUUGGUUUCCUUUGAUGCUAGAGAGGACGAUAUUCUGUUGGUUUCCUACCCCAAAUCUGGAACGCACUGGCUGGCGGAAAUCCUCACACACAUCUAUGCAUCCAAAGUGGCUUUGACUUCUCCAAUUGAAUUUGGAGACCUUUCCAAACUGGAUCAACUGGAUCGCCUUUCCUGCAAAAGGAUCAUUCCGACCCACUUGGACAGCAACCUGCUGCCACCAACAUUCAAAGUCAAGCAUUGCAAGGCCAUUUAUAUAGUCAGAAAUCCAAAGGACAUCGCUGUAUCCAUGUUCCAUUACUAUCAAGAGAAUCCAAAUCUUCCCACCGUCGAUUCCUGGCCGAAUUUCCUGGAGAUGUUCUUAAGAGGAGAUGUGGUCUGCGGAUCCUGGUUUGAUCACGUUUUAAGCUGGGAAAAACACUUGCACGAGAAAAACAUCCUGUUCUUAUUCUAUGAAGACAUGAAAAAGGAUCUCCCCAAGGUGGUGAAGAGAUUAAGUGCCUUCCUAGGACUCAACCCCACUGAGAGCCAGAUCUAUGAAAUCUGCAAAAAGUCUUCCUUCCACGAGAUGAAAACCAAUACAGAAAAGGAAAAUACUGAUCAAAACCACACGGUCUGUGUACUCACUUCCAACCGGAAAUUGAUAUUCCGAAAAGGUACCGUUGGUGACUGGAAGAAUCACUUCACUCCCAAACAGAACCGGCUGUUUGAAGAGACAUUUAAGAAGAAAAUGACAUGCAGCGAAGUGGCAAAACAUCUCGUUUAUGAAUGUUGACUCGGACAUGAACACCUGGAUCAGGAACAUGUUUAAAAGACCAAUAAUCCUUGACAUUGGAUGGACUCGUUUUCUUCCAAAGAGAAAGGGGAGGAAGACACAUGAGGGGCUUGUGAAGAAAUUCUGCUCUUGAAGAUUAAAUUUCUGUUCCAUUUCUGUUCUCCUUAUUUCUUUUUUCCUAUCCCAUCUUUUAUAAUAGGGCUCUCUGACCUUGGCAACUUUAAGUCUGGAGGACUUCAACUCCCAGAAUUCCA
Thamnophis elegans (Western terrestrial garter snake) is the source of this 1172-nucleotide messenger RNA. RefSeq names its product sulfotransferase 6B1-like. Lineage: Eukaryota; Metazoa; Chordata; Lepidosauria; Squamata; Natricidae. Gene Ontology annotation, biological process: sulfation. Gene Ontology annotation, molecular function: sulfotransferase activity. The coding region runs from base 64 to 918 and encodes 284 amino acids. The transcript is spliced from 7 exons. Gene Ontology annotation, cellular component: cytoplasm. The record is from RefSeq and is a predicted model, not a curated record.